AUGAAAUCAAAAUACUUUCUCUACCUGCUAUUUUUGCAAGCGUUCCUAAAUGGAAAUCCGGCUGCAGAACCGUUAGCGAAACCCGGAUGUAGUGAUACCUGCGGCAACGUUCGAAUCCCUUAUCCUUUCGGGAUUGGUUCCAACUGCGCAAUCAAUCAGUCCUACAACGUAGAUUGUAUUAAUUCUUCAAAGCCAUUUCUGACGGAGCCCAACUUGGAGGUCCUGAAAGUUUCUCUCGGUAACCGGACGGUUACAUUGAGCGUCCCAAUUAACUAUUCCUGCAAUCCCAGACCCCAAACCGGCGUAGUCGGAAGCUGGGCUAGCCCCAAUCUCGCCGGAACCCCUUUCUUCUACUCCAAAACCUACAACAGAAUGAUGGUUUUCGGCUGUGGCAACGCGGCGUUGAUGACAAGAUCCAGCCGGCAAAAUAUUAUCACCGGUUGUACUUCGAGUUGCGAAUUCACAAGUUCUGUUUUAUCCCGGCUGAUUUCGGACUGCUACGGAGUGGAUUGCUGUGACGCGACGAUUCCUUUCUAUCUCACUGAUUACCAAAUUGAUUUCACCAUUUCGAGAUUCAACACUCGGAAUUGCUCUUCGGCGUUCUUGGUGGACCAAAACUGGCUGCCGCCGGCUGGAUUCGACGGGAUGAGUUCGCCGGAAUUAUCACCCCAAAAAGUUCCGGUGGUUUUGGCCUGGACGCUUGGAAGGAGAGAUGUCCAAGCCGUUUAUCCUUGUCCCUACGAAAUGACGUAUUUAGACACCGAGUCGGGUCAAAGGGUGGAAACUUACACGUGCCCGACGUGCAUGUUUGGGCCAAACGCUGAAUUGGUGGAUCCAUAUUUGCAGGCCCAAUGCGGAAACAAGCCGGGGAAUAAUAACUCGAGAGCAAUCCUUGUUGGUGUGUCCACAGGCAUUGGCUCUUUACUUGUGGUAGCUGCAAUUUUUACACUUUACAAGCUAGUGAAAAGAAAACGAGACAACAUGAUCAAAGACAGAAACUUUAAAAGAAAUGGAGGACUUCUGCUGCAACAACAGUUGUCCUCCUCCGAUGAAGGGAGUAUCGACAACACACGUAUUUUCAAAAGCAGUGAAUUGGAGAAGGCAACUGAUGGAUUCAAUGCAAAUAUGAUACUCGGGCAAGGUGGUCAAGGCACGGUUUAUAAAGGGAUGCUUUCAGAUGGAAGGAUCGUAGCCAUCAAGAAGUCGAAAAAGGUAAACGAAAGCCAAAUGGAAGAGUUCAUCAAUGAGGUAGCCAUUCUAUCCCAAGUCAAUCACAGGAAUGUGGUGAAGUUAUUAGGUUGUUGUUUGGAGACAGAGGUUCCUUUGUUGGUUUACGAAUUCAUCCCUAAUGGAACCCUUUUCAGCCUGAUUCAUGAUUAUAGCCAGAAUUAUGAUGAUAAUGGUGAUGUUAAUCAGCUCUACUUUCCAUUCACUUGGAAUUUGAGGUUAAGGAUAGCCACUGAAGUAGCUGGAGCAAUUGCCUAUCUACACUCUGCAAUUUCAAUGCCGAUUUAUCAUAGGGAUAUCAAGUCCAGCAAUAUACUUCUGGAUGAAAAGUACAUUGCAAAAGUUUCUGAUUUUGGGACCUCAAGAACUGUUGCAGUCGAUAGAACUCACUUGACUACUCAAGUGAAAGGCACUUUUGGGUAUCUGGAUCCAGAAUACUUCCAAUCGUCCAUGUUCACAGAGAAAAGCGAUGUCUACAGUUUUGGGGUUGUUCUUGUUGAGCUGUUGACGAGGAAAAAGCCGAUAUCAUCAGCGUCCGAAGAAGAUAGUCAUUUGAGCUUGGCGACGCGGUUUUUGGUGGCCAUUGAUAAGGAUAGGCUGUAUAGUUUCCUGGAUCCUCAAGUUCUCGAUGAUGGUAGCGAAGACGAGGUCGUUGCCGUUGCUAAACUGGCUCAGAGAUGCUUAAACUUGAACGGCAAGUUGAGACCGACGAUGAAAGAAGUAGCAAUUGAGUUAGAAAGCAUUAAAAUGUCUGCAGCUCGUUGGAUUGCUGAAGAAAAUCUUCGUGUAAAUGAAGAAAAUGUUAAAAAGGGAGAAUCUGAAUCAGUUGUUUGGACUGAUAGUAAUGCUUCAUGGACCACUGACACGGUCAGUACUAGGUUUGAUUCAUCAGGUGCCUAA
Messenger RNA from Oldenlandia corymbosa var. corymbosa, 2127 nucleotides. NCBI's taxonomy places the organism in Eukaryota, Viridiplantae, Streptophyta, Magnoliopsida, Gentianales, Rubiaceae. The record is from the annotation of a GenBank genome assembly.